Messenger RNA from Serendipita indica DSM 11827, 1227 nucleotides. Lineage: Eukaryota; Fungi; Basidiomycota; Agaricomycetes; Sebacinales; Serendipitaceae. The record is from the annotation of a GenBank genome assembly.
AUGUCCUCCGCCGUAGACGGGGAUGGGCGGCCUCGUCGACGAUUGGUCAUAAACUCUGCGCAGGAGUGGCUCGGUGGCAUGCGCAUCUUGGUCUCUCCCUCCUCCCUGCGCUCAACACCGAUUCUCUUGAGAACAUAUAUCCUCACUUCCAGAUCGUUUACGCACAACGCAUCCAGCCCAAGAGUCGCAACUCCACCACUACGACAUCACAUACGCAGGUAUACCAUGGCCGAAAACAACAGCAACAUUGGAGCACGCGACGUAUCGAACAUGUCGGACAUCUCAAAGUCCAAGAUGGAAAAAGACGGUAGCUACAACCGUCGUCCGUCGUCGUUUCGUAACUGGAUCGAAAAGGGCGGCAAGUAUGAGCCUGAAGCGGGUCGCUAUCAUUUGAUUGUCUCUUACGCCUGUCCAUGGGCUCAUCGUACACUCAUCACGCGAAAACUCAAGGGACUGGAAGAUAUUGUCUCCCUGAGUGUUGUAUCUCCCCACAUGGGCUCCAACGGUUGGCCAUUCAAGAACGCGGACGAGUUCCCUGGCGCGACAGACGAUGGAGGGAUCAUGGGUGCGCAGCACGUCAAGGACAUCUAUCUCAAAGUACAACCCGAAUACGAUGGAAAGUUCACCGUGCCCGUCCUCUUCGACACCAAGUCUCAGUCCAUCGUCAACAAUGAAUCCUCUGAGAUUCUCCGCAUGUUUAACACGGCCUUUAAUGAUAUGAUCGCCCCCGAACAAGCCAGUCUCGACCUCUACCCAGAGAAUCUGCGAGACGAAAUCGAAAAGUCGCACGAAUGGGUGUACCCAACCAUCAACAAUGGCGUCUACCGCUCCGGCUUUGCAACCUCUCAAUCGGCAUAUGAAGAUGCCGUGACCAAACUCUUCGACUCGCUCGACCGAGUCGAAAAGAUUUUCGAAUCCCAAAAGUCGCAAAACGCAAACUCCAAGGGCGAAUACUUCCUCAUCAGUGACAGGCUCACGGAAUCGGAUAUUCGAUUGUACGACAAUUUCUACCACGGCCAUUUCAAGUGCAACUAUCGCACCAUCCGUGAUGGGUACCCGCUCAUCCACAAGUGGUUGCAAAACCUGUACUGGAACUAUCCUGCGUUCAAGGAUACGACCGAUUUCGAGCACAUCAAAACGCACUAUUACUGGUCGCAUCCACACAUCAACCCGACCCGCGUCAUUCCGCUGGGUCCGAUUCCAAACAUUCGUCCUCUCGAUUCAUAG